Molecule: messenger RNA, 1059 nt
Organism: Rotaria socialis
Lineage: Eukaryota; Metazoa; Rotifera; Eurotatoria; Philodinida; Philodinidae
Source: the annotation of a GenBank genome assembly
AUGGGCAAAACACAUGGAGUAGCACGAUUCGAUACCGUUGAUGAUGAAACAUUUUAUGCGCAAGCAUCGAGAAUAUACUAUGCCUAUCACGUCCAGGAUCUUUCAGGUCCAGAACGAGAAGCAAGAGAAUCAAUAUUUAAAAAAAGUGACCAAUCAUUUCUUAAAAAUCGUCAAUCAAUAAAUGGUUAUGACUUUAAUGGUGGCGUUAAAUAUGAAGCACUAUUAGAUUCUUUUCUACAGCAAGGUUUUCAAGCCACGAAUCUAGCUCGAGCAACACAAAUUAUUAAUUUAAUGAUUGAGAAAAAGCAGAAAAAAACUCCCACAGGCGAAACAAAUUGCACCAUAUUUCUAGGUUAUACAUCAAAUAUGGUUUCAUGUGGUAAUCGCGACAUAAUUCGAUAUCUUGUUCAGCAUAAAAAGAUCGAUUGUCUUGUUACAACUGCUGGCGGUAUCGAAGAAGACAUAAUGAAAUGUUUCGCUUCAACGUAUGCUGGUGAUUUUAAUCUGAAUGGAACUGAAUUAAGAAAAAAGGCGAUUAGUCGCAUUGGAAAUCUAUUGAUUGCAAAUGAUAACUAUUGUUUAUUCGAAACAUUUUUAAUGCCUAUACUAGAUCAUAUGCUUGAAGAACAAAAAGUUAAUAAUGCUAAUUGGACACCAUCGAAAAUGAUCAAAUAUAUGGAUGGUUCUAUUGGCGAUUUAAUAUUUUUUCAUUCGUUACAAAAGCCUGGUUUAAGAAUUGACAUUGCUGAAGAUAUAAAACAAUUGAAUCUUUUAGCACUGAAUGCAUUACAUACUGGUUGUCUAAUAUUAGGCGGUGGCAUUGUUAAACAUCAUAUUUUUAAUGCCAAUGCAAUGAGAUCCGGAGCCGAUUAUGUUGUUGUAUUGAACACAGCUAUGGAAUACGAUGGUUCGGAUAGUGGUGCAAAUCUUGAUGAAGCUGUUUCAUGGGCUAAAAUACGUCCCAAUGCACAAGCAGUGAAAGUUUUUGGAGAUGCAUCCAUUCUAUUUCCAUUACUCGUAGCUCGUACAUUUGCUUCCCAAGAUGAAAAAAAUACUUAA